GGGAGAGCGGUGGGGGAAUUAAAGUGACACAGCGAUGGAAUAAUGUGGAAGUAAAGCAGAGCAGCUCACAAGGGUGAAAUCUUUAAAGGGGGAGUAACCCAUUAAUAGACGAGAAUCACCGAGGCUCAGGGUCUUUGCAGACUUUUCUAUCAACCUGGAGGAAAAUAUGGACAAGCAGCUGAUGCAGGAGGCAGCUUCCCUCUCUGCGCACUCAUGCUAGGACCUGAAGGCAUCUUGAAAUAGAAAUUCAGAGGAAGAGGAGGAGGACAGAAAGGAGGGAGAGGGAGUGGAGGGGACAUGAGAGAGAGCUCUGCUAUGCCAGGCUCAAUACCUAGCAUGGCUGUACAGAAGAAGCAGAGUGUCGUCCCUUCAUCGCAGGGACCACUUUCUACAUCCACCAUCGACAGCCAGAGGGUCGGACACAGACCCGAAGGAACACGAGAGAAUGGCUCUUAUUUCAAACCGAGUCCUCCACAGACGAAGAAAACAACCUGCUCUGCCAACAAGUCCAUCCAAAUCUGCAACGCUACCCUGCAAGUUUCUGCAGCUGGUAACGGGCUGAAUGUCGAUGAAAGGUUGAAAGCAGCGCGAGAAAGACGAGAGGAGCAGCAGAAGUUACUCGUCUCCCGGGAGCUGAGCCGACUGGAGCGGGAGCAGCGAGCCAGGCGCUACUAUGAACAACAACUACAGGAGCGGAGGAAGAAACUCCUGGAGCAAAGGCUUAAAGAGGAGAGGAGGCGAGCAGCCGUGGAGGAGAAACGCAAGCAGAGGCUGAGAGAGGAAAAGGAGCGACAUGAAACUGCCGUGCGCAGGACAAUAGAGAGGAGCCAGAAGGCUCAGCAGCAGCUCAGUCAAAGCCCCAGAGGCAGGAAGCUCGUUAAAAACGCUCCACGUCGCCUGCCUCUGUCGACGUGGGAGAGGAAUCUGGUCAGUCGCCUCCUCACCCCUACUUGCUCUUAUCUGGCUAGAAGCAAGAGUGCUGCUUGUAGGUCCGGAGAAGAAGCUCAAGUUGUCCAUGUUUGUCGUCGUGCAGCUUCAUGCCAGCCGACGGCUGCCAUCCCAUCCUCCGCCAUUAUCACUCCCAAACUCCGACAUCAGUCAGUGUCAGUCCACCGCAGGUCGCCUGCCUCACCUUCCUCCGCCAACAGCCAGCAACGACACAUCAGCCCCGCACAGAUUCAAAAAGUAAGACAGGAAGCCAUGAAGAAGACCCCAAACAGCGGCUCUGCCAAAAGAUCGUCUGCUGCUGCUGUUAACGGCAUGAAGUCGCCCACCUGCACUCAGAGCAGAACAGCCUCCCCGUCACCGGAGCGGAGCCCCAGAAGAUCGAUCAGUAGACACUCCACCCCGCUGCACCUCGAGCUCCCAGCUGUUCCUGAGGAGGACGCUGCCGUUUACUUCUCUGCUGGUAACACACGGCCUGUCAGCGCACCAGACAAAGGUCAACAGCAGACACAGAGACGAGAAAAUCUCACAGAGACGCCACGUCUAAAGCUGCCUGACGCACAGGUAGACGGCUCCACCGGGACAGCAGCAGAUGGAAAUCCGCAGCCUGCAGAGGUCAUGCUCCGUCCUUCGGCGGGCACCACUGACCCGAAGGAGGCCUUGCGACUUCUGGCUGAAAAGAGGAGAGAGGCCCGCAUGCAGCGGGAGAAAGAGGAGCAGGAGCGCCUGCAACGAGAGGAAGCCGAAAGGCGGAGUCGUGAGGAGCAGCAGCGCAGGAGGGCGGAGAAGCAGGCUCGACAGGAGGCCGAGGCCAGGCGUCUCGUAGAGGAGAAGAGGAGAAGGGAGGAGGAGGAGCAGAGGAGAGCCGAAGAGGAGAGAGCUCAGGCAAUGAGGGAGGGUGAACUUUUGCAGAAGCAGAGAGAGGAGGAACUGGCUAAAGAGCGAGCACGAGCCGAACAAAUGAAGCAAGAGCGAGAGAUUGCUGCACAGAAAGAGGAGGCAGAGCGCCAAGCGAGGAAAAAGCGACUUGAGGAGAUCAUGCGGAGAACCAGAAGAACAGAUUCACCAGAUACGAAAUCUGUGUCGGCGCGGACCGUACCAAAGGAAAACACACAGCCUCCCCACAAUGGGACGAUAGAGGAUGCCGCCAAGACGCUGGUGGGGACUAAAACCGCUGCCCAGCUGGGGCUGGGCAACGAGGACGAUGUGGUACCGGUGGUGGCCUUCAAGGAGCGCAGAUCCCUCAGGGCGCUCUCCGGCCUGGAGGACAUCCAGACCAAACAGAGAGCAGAAGUCAUCUGAGGUCAUCGUGAGGUGUCUGCCAUCCAGACGAUUUGUCCCGCACAGCUACAGCACACAGCCAUCCUGCUUCCUUUCAGCACCUCGAAAGGAGCACGCAACAUUACAGCUUCGCCUCUCAGCGAGGACGUCUUGCGGUAGCCAGUGGCACAAAAACAACAAAAAAAACACUCAGCAAAGUUCUUGCGUAAUCAUCUCUUUCCAGCAGGAUUCGAAUCAAACAAGCUCAAAAUGAAGUGCACAUCUACUUUCUGCUGUUAGUUUGCUAGUGGAUACAGUUAGUCGGUUUGAAUAAUAGCUAUUUUAUCAAUAAGAACUUGUCCAGGUUUUUUUUUUUUUAGCUUAAACCUGAUAUUACUUACUGCUGACUCAGCACUUUUCCUUUUUUUUUUCCCCUCAGUGGAACUCGAAUAAAUUGAGAUGCAGUUGAGAGCUCAAUGUCGCCGCGUUGCAAUUUUAAUCUUGAACUUUUGUAAAAUUAUAGCAAUCGUAUGUAAGAAGCUGCUACAACGAUACGGUUUCCAAAGAUAGGCUUUAAUUUUGUGUGUGUGCUGUCUUAGAGGCGAGAAUGCAACAAUGCCUUUUUUUUUUGUUUAUUUGUUUGCUUUCACAGUUGCUUCAAAUCAAGAGAGCUGUAGGUUAAAUGCUUUUUAAGCAUAAAAAUGCAUAAAAAUCGUGACUUAAACUUGAUCCUAUACCUUAAGUACUGUUCUAGACUAUCACAAGUUAGCUUUAUAAAAAUGUUCAAAUAUAUUAAAGCUGAUGCCA
This is a messenger RNA of Poecilia latipinna (sailfin molly), 3012 nucleotides long. RefSeq names its product microtubule-associated protein 7a (gene map7a). Gene Ontology annotation, cellular component: microtubule cytoskeleton. NCBI's taxonomy places the organism in Eukaryota, Metazoa, Chordata, Actinopteri, Cyprinodontiformes, Poeciliidae. The coding region runs from base 298 to 2247 and encodes 649 amino acids. Gene Ontology annotation, biological process: microtubule cytoskeleton organization. The record is from RefSeq and is a predicted model, not a curated record. The transcript is spliced from 16 exons.